UACGAGAAGAGCCGAGUGGUUCGCCGGGAGGGGCACCGGCGUUCCAGCGAGCAUAAUACACUUUCCGUCCGUCCCGUAGCAAAUACGGGCUCGGACAGCUCUGUGUUGGCUGGCUUGCACUAAUUAUAGGUUGUCAAGGGAAGCACCGUUUCUGCACCGCUGGCUUGAAACCUGUCCACCCCUUCUCUCACUCGCCAAUCCGUGUUGUGCUCCUGCUGCCUUCUUUUGUCUGCUCCUCUCGAUCCGCGGGACUGCAAGAUACCGAAGAUGCCCAGUUCGCUUUUCGCAGAUAUGGACAGAAAUGGGGGCAGUCAGGUGGACGCACUGGGGGACCAAACCGUCCUCCAGAUAGCACUGGACCAGCUGCUCGGGUUGGACAACGAUGACAGCUCUGUUUACGACAACGAGCCGAGGAAGAAGAGCGUUAACAUGACCGAAUGUGUCCCGGUUCCCAGCUCGGAGCACGUAGCCGAAAUCGUCGGCAGGCAAGGCUGUAAAAUCAAAGCCUUGCGAGCAAAGACCAACACCUAUAUCAAGACUCCUGUGCGGGGGGAGGAGCCUGUGUUCGUGGUGACGGGCAGAAGGGAGGACGUAGCCAUGGCGAGGAGGGAGAUCAUCUCGGCCGCAGAGCAUUUCUCCAUGAUCCGAGCCUCCAGGAACAAGAACGCCAGCCUGAACGGCGGGGGCGGGGCUUCAAUCCCUGGGCCCCCCAACCUGCCUGGGCAGACCACCAUCCAGGUGCGGGUCCCCUACAGGGUGGUGGGGCUGGUGGUGGGGCCCAAGGGGGCGACCAUCAAGCGCAUCCAGCAGCAGACGCACACCUACAUCGUCACGCCCAGCCGCGAAAAGGAGCCCGUGUUUGAGGUGACGGGCAUGCCCGAGAACGUGGACCGCGCCCGGGAGGAGAUCGAGGCCCACAUCGCCAUGCGGACGGGCGGCUUCGUGGAGCUCACCGACGACAACGACUUCCAUGCCAACGGCACGGACGUGGGCUUCGACCUGCACGGCCACCCAACUCUGUGGAGCAAGUCCGUCCCUGGAACCACGCCCGCCGGCAGCCGCAAGCCCUUCUCCAACUACCGCAACGACAGCUCCAGCUCCCUGGGCAGCGCCUCCACCGACUCCUACUUCGGCAACAACGGAGGCUCCCGGUUGGCUGACUACAGCCCCCCCAGCCCCACCCUGAGCUACACGGCCUCCAGCAAUGGCAACAACAACAAUAACAACAACAACGCCAACGCUAACGGCAACAUGAAUGGCAACGCCGACAAGUUUGGCUCCAUUUCCCCAGGUUGCACUGAUCUGACUUUCAAAACUUCGCCAGGAUUCAAACACGCCCCAGCCACGCCCGCCGCUCCCAGUCUGGUGUGGUCCCAGUAUGAGCACCCCGCCCCUCCCAGUGCUGCCCCGCCCACAAUGUUUCCAGCUGACCCUCCUGCUAACGCCAGCGGGGGCGUAGGGAAGCAGAGGGCCCCUUCCAGACUGUCCCCGCCCCUGCAGCACCACCACGCCAACGGGCUCUCCCAGCACCCGCUGGCCCGCAGGGUGUGCAGUGACCCAGGAGGGGGCGCCCUCACCUUCUCCACCUUCUCUAACUGUGGGCUGCCCAACGGGGUGGACGAGCCCUCCGUGUGCGGGCCGCACCUCCCCGAAAUCCCCUCGGACUCCGCUUCAUCGGAUUCCUCGACGUCUUCGUCGUCCUCUUCCUCUUCCGUGGGUACGGGCCGGAAGGGCAGCCGGGACUGCUCGCUGUGCUUCGAGAGCGAGGUGAUCGCCGCACUGGUGCCCUGCGGGCACAACCUGUUCUGUAUGGAGUGUGCCAACCGCAUCUGCCAGCGGAACAAUCCAGAAUGUCCCGUCUGCCACACUGCUGUCACUCAAGCCAUACGCAUCUUCUCAUAGGACGUGCCCAACCGGGACACACCUCAGAGCGAACCAGAACUGUAGUGCGUUUUCAAGACAAAACGACACACGUGUACAUGAACAUGUGUGUGGAUGUAGACAUAAGUAUAGGUGUCUGUGUUGACGUAGAGACAUGUAUGUGUAGAAACAGGGAAGUUUUUGUGUAUUAAAAAAAACAGCGUGCGUGUGAGUGCGUGCAUGUGUGCGUGUGUAGACGUACAGACACGUGUGUGUGAUGUGGGUGUGUGAAGUCUGCGUGCUGGUGUGCAUGCAUGUGUGCGCACAGGGCCGCAGCAUCCCAAAGAGGAGCAGUGGUCAGGGCUCUGCCGUUUGUCAUGUACUGUAACUUGGGAACAUUUACAACAUCUAAUGCAUGCUUUAAAUAUUAGAGUAUAAUUGGAACAUUUGCAGUAAUGUUGCUGUUUGUGAAGUUAUGAAAUGGAGGAAGACACUUGCUGGGGUUCUUAUUUCAUGGCAGUGAAGACAGUCUGAAAUAGGCCUUCAGGUUUGACUGCUGGAAUGUACUGGAGGCACAAGUAAUGGCUAUAGCUAUGCGGAAGAUAUAUAGAACAAUAUUGAAUCUGCAGUGAGUAAGAGUCAUGGCAUAUCUUGUGUAUAUAAAUGCGUGUAUACAUAGAUCCAAAAUUUCACAAGUUUAAAAUGUAAAUAUUAAUUGCAUUAAUACAGAUCAAAGUAUUUUAUUCUUUGACAUGAGAGACUAUAUUUCGUAUUGCAAAGAUGUUUACAAGUAUUGUUAUUUUAAGUUCAGUGAACUUUUUUGUAGCUGGGUAAAACCUUUUAUCUUUCCUUUUCAGUAUGGCCUUAAGGCAGUGAACACUGUAUAAUUUUAAUAUCAUAAACUCUUGGGCAGAAAUACAAACCACAAAAUGUAUUUCAAUUAACAGUAUUCUGUUGGGAUGGGUUUUUAAGUUCAGCAAAAAUGUCUUUUGAAAUUGCUUCACCCAGCAUAUUUUUUAUUCAGUAAUAUAAAGCAUAUUUUAUUCUAUAUUAUUACAAAACCUGAAAUGUAUAAAACUUAGUAAUUCCAAUGAAAAGGAGCCUUUUAUGCUUUAUAAAAUUUGUAUAAAUUAGAUUCAAGUGGGAAUUACAGGAUUCUGUUGCACCACUAUAGUUUUAGGAUUCCUAUUUUAAUACAUUUGUUUACCACUUGUUUAUGUAUAUGUAGGUGAAGUUAAUUGAGUGUCAGUGUACUUUAUUGAACAAAGUUUAAAAUCAAAAUAUAUUUUAUUUUAUGAAAAAGGGCCUUUAAUCUCAUGGUCAAAUACUAAUAUUAUAUUUGCUGAAACAAGAUUUGAAAAUGUAUUAAGAGUUUUAUUUUUCUGACAUUUGAAGUUCAUAAGGUAAAACUUAAGUAAAGGUGCUACUUCAUGUUUUUUUUAGCAUUUCUAUAUAAAUACAAUAAAAUGGUACAUGAAA
Molecule: messenger RNA, 3339 nt
Organism: Conger conger (European conger)
Lineage: Eukaryota; Metazoa; Chordata; Actinopteri; Anguilliformes; Congridae
Product: RNA-binding protein MEX3B-like
Exons: 2
Coding region: 268-1902 (544 amino acids)
Molecular function (GO): RNA binding
Source: RefSeq, a predicted model, not a curated record